UACGUGGAUUUAGCAGAUCUAUAGACGGUGUGUGAGGCAGUCUGCUGGGUUAAUACAGCUGCUGUCGAUGCUUUAGACGUCAGUGAAACCUGUCGUUCACGGCCGGGCUGCGGCAGCAGAGGCGACGUGUGAGUCUGGGGUGAAAAUGGCAGAUAGGAAGAAUAAUAAUGUUUCCAACAACAGUGCGAAUUUACUCUUCAGCGAAGCUCCGGAGUUUAACUUCAACCUGCCCUUCAUGCCGGUGAGCCAGGCCUCUGGUCCGGCGGUGUUGUCAGGAGUUGAUUCCACUGAUGUUGGAGAAGAAGACAGCUUUCUAGGUCAGACCUCUGGGAAUGGACAGGCCCCCUCCACGUUCAACUACUUCUCCAGCCCCGUCACCAGCAGUGACCCGUUUGCAGCCAUCGGCCAGUCGCCAUGCCCACCGCCGGCCCUGUCAGCAGCCCCGACGUCAACAGGUCCGGUGUCUGUUCCCAGCAGUGUCAGCAUGGCUCCACCACCCCAUCCAGGCUCACAAAUGAACCCUGCACCUCCAGCGUUUGGCGGUGCCGUUUACCAGAGCCCUAUGGGGCGUCACACUCCUCCCCCCACAAUGACCCCACCGCCUCCCCAGAUGCAGCCGCAGAGUCAUAACCCAUACCGACACACCCCCAUCAGCAGCAGAGCCAGUCCGUAUAUUCCAGCUCCAGAGGUCCUGCCGCCAACACACACACCUCAGCAGAACCCAUAUGCUCUGAGCUCUCCGCCACAGACAUUCCCCAUGUCAGGACCAUCAUUCACAAAGCCUCCUCUCACACAAGGUCCUCCGCCUACAGCCACCACUGCCGGAGCGAUAGUUCCUGCUGGUCCCAUGAUGCCAUACAAUUACAAUGUCUAUGAGCCUGUUCAGCCUCACUGGUUCUACUGCAAGCAAGUGGAAUCAAAGAGUGUCUGGCUUCCCUUCAGUAUCAUUGACUCUCUUCAGCUAGAGGAGACGUAUAACUCAGUUCAACCAGACCCAGAAAAUGUGAUCAUACGUACGGAUGGAGGUCGUUACGACGUGCAGCUCUAUGACCGCAUGCGGACUGCGGUGUACUGGGAAGAGGAGCCCACAGAGGUCCGGCGCUGCAGUUGGUUCUACAAAGGGGAUACGGAUAGUCGCUUUGUUCCUUACUCUGAGGAGUUUAGUGACAAGCUGGAGGCAGAAUAUAAGAAAGCCGUGUCUACCAACCAGUGGCACCGUAGACUGGAGUUCCCGUCAGGAGAGACCAUUGUCAUGCACAAUCCAAAGGUGAUUGUGCAGUUUCAGCCCUCCUGCAUCCCAGAUGAGUGGGGCACAACUCAGGACGGGCAGACCCGGCCCAGAGUGGUGAAGAGAGGCAUUGAUGAUGACCAUGAUGAAGUACCAGAUGGCGAGCUCUCAAAGGUGGAUCAUCUUGUGUUCAUGGUGCAUGGAAUCGGUCCUGUGUGUGACCUGAGGUUCAGGAGCAUGGUGGAGUGUGUGGACGACUUCCGCAGCGUGUCACUGAAGCUGCUGCACAGUCACUUUAAGAAUCCGCUGGAUGAGCACACCAUCAGCAGGGUGGAGUUCCUCCCUGUCCAGUGGCACACAGCACUACAUGGAGAUGCCACAGGGGUGGACAGGAGGAUAAAGAAGAUUACGUUGCCCAGCACUGGACGUUUACGUCACUUUACAAAUGAGACUUUGUUAGAUGUGCUCUUCUACAACAGUCCGACUUACUGCCAGACCAUCAUGGACACAGUUGCCCAAGAGAUUAACAGACUAUACGCCCUGUUCAUGGUGAGGAACCCAGACUACAGAGGAGGCACAUCAGUGUCCGGACACAGUUUAGGUUCCUUGAUUCUCUUUGACCUGUUGUCAAAUCAGAAGAAUGGCUCUCCUGCACUCACCAUGCCAAUCGUACCCGCUGCUAAUGGAGACACCAAACAGGUGGCAGCUGCCGUUACACAGGGAAAUAAUGCCGUCACCUCUCCAGCUGUGGAAGAGGAGCCCAAAGAAGACGGAGAGGAGUUUGAGGAUCUUUCUGCCAUGCUGGAACACCUGGGCCUGUCUGAGUACAAGAAUACCUUUGAUGAGGAGAAAAUUGACAUUGAGUCUUUUCUUAUGUGCACAAUUGAGGACCUGAAAGAGAUGGGAAUCCCACUGGGUCCCAGGAAAAAGAUCGCCAAGUUUGUCAAAGAACGAGUGAAUAAGCAGGCUGCGGCCCAGGAGAAGAAGGCCCAGGUCAAAGAGGUCAGUCAGGUCAGUCAGGUCGCGGCGCCCCCACCAGCAGCUGAAGCUCUUCCUGAUCUCUCUGUGAAGAAGCUUCCAGUGGGCAACUCCAUCCACGUCGACUACAACUACUUUGAAGUUGGCACUGGACAGGUGUCAGUGGUGUACCAUGCUCUGGACUUUGAGCCCAUUAAUUUCUUUGCCUUGGGUUCGCCAAUCGGCAUGUUUCUGACAGUCAGAGGAGUGGAAAAGAUUGAGGAGUCGUACCAGCUGCCCACGUGCAAGGGAUUCUUCAAUAUUUACCAUCCGUUGGACCCCGUGGCAUACCGGAUUGAGCCCAUGAUAAUACCAGACAUGGACUUUAAGCCUGUUUUGAUUCCACAUCACAAAGGGAGGAAGAGGCUUCAUCUCGAGCUGAAGGAGAGUCUCACCAGGAUGGGCUCUGACCUGAAGCACGGUUUUAUCAGCUCCCUGAGGAGCGCCUGGCAGACGCUCAAUGAUUUUGCUCGCGCUCACACCUCGUCUGCCCAGCUUCAGGCCGAGCUGGCCAUGGUAGCCAAUCAGAUCGAAGAACAGGAGAAGCAGGCGCAGGAGGAUCAUAAGAUCCAAGAGAGCCCUGAGCCCCCGAAAGAGGAGGAGCCUCAGGUGAAGGUCGGGAUGCUGAAUGGAGGGAAUCGCAUCGACUACGUGCUGCAGGAGAAGCCCAUCGAGAGUUUCAACGAGUACCUGUUUGCCCUCCAGAGUCAUCUCUGCUACUGGCAAUCUGAAGACACAGCUCUGCUCAUUCUCAAAGAGAUCUACAAGACCAUGGGGAUCCAUCCAGAACAGAUGGCACAUUAAUACAAUGAAGUACCGGAGAUGAAAAGAAGCCUGUCUGAAACUUUCCAUUUGGUUUACUUCAUGUCGGUUUACCUGGAUUUUAAUUUUUCUAUUUUUUUCUUUUAUUUUCUAUUCAUGUAGUUUAUUGUAUACAGAUGAAUAAUACAAUUGUAUUAUGCCAUUUGUCUUAAAUUAAGAAACAUACAAAUGAGCUUGUAGAUUCAAAGACACAGGCAUGUUUGAUAUUACAUUUUAUAGUAUAAAUUAUAGAAAUGAUCAAGUUUACUGAAAAUAUGUAUAAUCAAAGCAAUGCAAACAGCAGAAAUGACUAUGACUUAACAUUUAAUGUAGCCUUCUGUAAGUUUUAUUUAAUGGCCAAAAUUUCAAAAUAAAUCAUUUCCUUGCACAGGUUCUUUGUUUGAAUUGUUAUGUACUGCUGAGAGGAAGACAUGUAACAUUUCUCCUGCAGGGUGAGGAAAAUGUAAAUCUACAAAAAGCUGUAUUAUUAGCAAAAACAUGAAAUUAAAAUACAGUACAGGAUGAGAUGCAAGAAUAACCUGCUUUGAUUGUGAGAAAAAUAAAGCACUUCUUGCCAGCUCUACAUUUUGACAGCUGUUCUUAUUAACAUCACGCCUCUCUAACCUCUGUGACUGAACUGUUCAGCUGCAACAUCCUCUCAUUAUGAGAUGGAACAAAAAUUGAAAAACAUUUCAUGUCACUUUAAGCAGUUAGUCGUGUAAAACUAACAAGAAUGAAACAGAAAUAUUAGAAAAAGUAUUUACAAGAGGGGCUGUAACAUUCAAACUCAUUCCAGUAUUAGGAAUCAUAACGUUGUGAGUCACACUCAGCGGGCGUAACUGACAAAUCUUAAUGUUAUUUAGACAAUAAUACUGGUCCACAUAGACCUGAUAUCAUAGCGCUGCAUGCUAUAGGCAAAUCUUUGCUCCUGGCUCUUUAUCUAUUAAAUCAUGCUUCUCUUGUUAAACCGAUCACUUAGAAGCUGUCUUCCGCAAAGGAAGAUAGUGACUCGCAUACAAUACAUAAAAAUAGUUCCCUUUUUUAACCACAUUGCCACUCUGAAACAACAUAUAAAUAUAAUAUUAACAGGACGACUUCAUACACAACUGCCAAUAUACUGUAACAGCAAAGAUUGUAAUUUGCUUCCACGCUCAAUUUGCACAGUUCAGAAAUGUACUGGUUGUCGUGGGGUCAACUUCCAUUUUUUAAAAACCUCCAUUUUAACAAAGUGCACCUCCUUAUUUUUCCUUUUGUCAACAGUAAAUAAAUAGUUGUAUAGCUGGACUUAUUAACCUUUUGUAACUGUUUUGUUUCAGUUGUAUUUGAUCUUGUUUGAUAUUUUUUGGGAGGGGAGGCAGAAAUCCCCAAUAACAGCUGAACUCGACUGGCUGAGGUCACAUUCAGCAGCGAAAGCUCGUUAAGCAGAAGGUGAUAAUGGUGAAGAAACUGGCUGCAAGUCAGCUGCAGUGUUGGAAGCAGGUAAAAUGGCUAAAUGAGAAGUCAUGUUUCCCCAAGAUAUUAACGGCAUGAAACACAACGUCAACCUAAAUCCACGGGAUAUAUUACUUGUUAGUUCUCAUCCAGCAAGUCGAUUGUGUAUCUGUGUUUGAUACUGCUGUUGUACCAUGUUGUAAAGAUUCACAUUGGUUAAUGUUUGUCUUUGUACAUUCAUUUGUCUACAGCUGUGCGGUGAAAUGCAGAAGGAUCCAUGUAAACAUGUCUUUGCUGUAGUGCAAUAGUAAUGUCAGCACCUCACAGGCUUAACGUUGGAAUGGUGAUGGGAAU
This is a messenger RNA of Anoplopoma fimbria (sablefish), 4831 nucleotides long. It is a transcript of the gene sec23ip, whose product is annotated as SEC23 interacting protein. Gene Ontology annotation, cellular component: COPII-coated ER to Golgi transport vesicle. The record is from RefSeq and is a predicted model, not a curated record. Gene Ontology annotation, molecular function: protein binding; metal ion binding. Lineage: Eukaryota; Metazoa; Chordata; Actinopteri; Perciformes; Anoplopomatidae.